UGUAUUAUACAACUGGUGAUGGGGCUCUUCAUCAAGCUGUACUCAGUUGUUGAUUAAAGAGACAGUAUUGCCUCUGUUGGUGAAGCGGUCAAACUGUUUCAUCAUGGCGCUACUGACACUCAUUUGUUUGCUCGGUGGAGUGAUAUACGGCUCAGUAGCGGUGGAUGGUCGUGAAUUUCCCUCGGAGUUCAAGUUCGGUGUUGGCACAUCUGCGUAUCAGAUCGAGGGUGGUUGGAACGAGGAUGGAAAAGGUGAAUCAAUUUGGGACCACUUCACUCAUCAUCGUCCGGAGAUGAUUCUUGAUCGAGAAACCGGUGACGUUGCAUGCGAUAGCUACCAUUUGUGGCGGAGAGAUGUAGAGAUGGUGAAGGAGCUGGGAGUGGACGUCUAUCGCUUCUCCAUUGCCUGGAGUCGCAUUAUGCCGGACGGACUGAGCAACAGUGUCAAUACCAAGGGGAUCGACUAUUACAACAAUCUUAUCAACGGGUUGUUGGAGAGUGGCAUUCAGCCGGUAGUUACUUUGUAUCACUUUGAUUUGCCACAGCGAUUGCAUGACUUGGGAGGAUGGAUGACAUCUGAUAUUGUAGAUUAUUUUGAAGAGUAUGCCAGAGUAGCAUUUGAAAGUUUCGGUGACAGAGUUAAAAUGUGGACAACCUUCAAUGAACCGUGGCACAUAUGUGAAAAUUCGUAUGGCAGAGAUGGUCUUGCUCCAGCCACGAACAUUCCAGGUAUUGCGAACUACAUUUGUGGUCAUAAUUUAUUGAAAGCACAUGCUGAAGCGGUCCAUCUAUACUGGAACGAGUUUCGGGAGAAGCAAAAGGGAGUAAUUGGAAUAUCUCUGGACGCUCGGUGGUACGAACCUGCUACGAAGUCAUCUGACGAUCUGGAAGCUUCCGAUUGGGCUUUGCAAUUCCAUCUAGGAUGGUUCGCGCAUCCGAUAUACUCUACCGAAGGAGACUACCCGCAAAUUGUUAAGGACCGCGUAGCCAAUUUGAGCCAGGCGCAAGGCUAUGUGAAAUCCAGACUUCCUGUUUUUACCAUGGACGAAAUUCAUCGAAUAAAAGGCACUGCAGAUUACUUCGGUUUGAACACGUACACUUCAAGGCUGGCAUCGAAGAAUGAUCACUCCAAUCCUGCCAACUUCAUUAUCCCAUCCAACGAACAUGACACGGGGGUGUUCUUGUCGGUAGACCCAAGCUGGUCAACAGCUUUCGUUCCGUGGCUGAGUAUUGUUCCCAACGGUUUACGAAAUCUCUUGGUUUGGGUGAAGGAACAGUACAAUAAUCCAACGGUUUGGGUGACCGAAAACGGAAUUGGGACAGUAGCUGGAACAGUGGAUCCUCAGCGGGUGGACUACUAUAAUGGUUAUUUGAAUGCCGUUCUGGAUGCAAUAGAAGAUGGCUGUGAUGUACGUGGAUAUAUUGCAUGGAGUUUAAUGGAUAACUUCGAGUGGAGAUCUGGGUUCACGUACAAAUUUGGUUUAUACUACGUUGACUUUGGAGGCCAAAAUCGCACAAGAUACGCGAAAAUGUCUGCAAAAGUGUACAAACGAAUCGUCGAGACCAGAAAGAUUGACGAAAGCUACAGGCCCCAACCUGAUGUGAUCAUCCUGGCAUCGGAUGGAAAUAGAAACUUCAACUGGAUAGCAAUCGGUGCAGCAGCUUGUGUUAUGUAUACUUUGAGAAAAAUGCUGACUCAAUAAAAAGACACCACAAAAUA
This is a messenger RNA of Aedes aegypti (yellow fever mosquito), 1719 nucleotides long. Its product is annotated as myrosinase 1-like. The coding region runs from base 104 to 1702 and encodes 532 amino acids. Gene Ontology annotation, biological process: carbohydrate metabolic process. The record is from RefSeq and is a predicted model, not a curated record. Gene Ontology annotation, molecular function: beta-glucosidase activity. Lineage: Eukaryota; Metazoa; Arthropoda; Insecta; Diptera; Culicidae. The transcript is spliced from 5 exons.